AUGGGUGAGAUCAGCCAAGAGACGGUGGAGAAAUACCUGGAGGACAACCCUCAGUUCGCCAAGGAGUAUUUCAACAGGAAGUUGCAGGCGGAGGCGCCCAGCGGCGGGGCACAGGCCCCGGCCAGCGCCUCCUUCCCCGGCCGGACGCUGGCGGAGGAGGCGGCCCUGUACCUGGAGCUACUGGAGGUCUUGCUGGAGGAGGCGGGCAGCGUGGAGCUGGCGGUGCACAGGGCCCUGGGGAGGCUGGCGCAGCUGCUGCAGGCCGACCGCUGCAGCAUGUUCUUGUGUCGGGCCCGCAACGGCACGCCGGAGGUGGCCUCCAAGCUGCUCGACGUCACCCCCACCUCCAAGUUUGAGGACAACCUGGUGGUCCCCGACAGAGAAGCUGUGUUUCCGUUGGACGUCGGGAUAGUGGGUUGGGUUGCUCACACGAAGAAAACCUUUAAUGUUCCAGAUGUGAAAAAGAACAGCCAUUUUUCUGACUUCAUGGACAAACAAACCGGGUAUGUCACUAGGAACCUGCUGGCAACCCCCAUCGUGAUGGGCAAGGAGGUUCUUGCUGUGUUUAUGGCAGUUAACAAAGUAGAUGCAUCUGAGUUUUCCAAACAGGAUGAAGAGGUCUUUUCCAAAUACCUCAACUUUGUCUCUAUCAUCCUAAAGUUUCAUCAUACCAACUACCUGUACAAUAUUGAAUCCCGAAGAAGUCAGAUUCUUAUGUGGUCAGCCAACAAAAUAUUUGAAGAACUCACAGAUGUUGAGCGACAGUUUCACAAAGCGCUCUACACUGUUAGAACAUACCUGAACUGCGAACGAUACUCCAUUGGGCUGCUGGACAUGACCAAGGAGAAGGAAUUCUAUGAUGAGUGGCCAGUCAAGCUUGGAGAAGUCGAGCCUUACAAAGGUCCAAAGACACCAGAUGGCAGAGAAGUCAUCUUUUAUAAAAUCAUCGAUUACAUUUUACAUGGAAAAGAAGAGAUCAAAGUCAUUCCGACACCUCCCACGGACCACUGGACUCUCGUUAGUGGGUUGCCAACAUACGUUGCUGAAAAUGGAUUUAUCUGCAACAUGCUGAACGCCCCAGCCGAUGAAUACUUCACGUUUCAGAAAGGACCUGUAGAUGAAACUGGUUGGGUCAUUAAAAAUGUCUUGUCCCUGCCUAUUGUCAACAAAAAAGAAGACAUCGUGGGUGUAGCUACAUUUUACAACAGGAAGGAUGGAAAGCCUUUUGAUGAAUAUGAUGAGCACAUUGCUGAGACUCUCACACAGUUUCUUGGAUGGUCUCUUUUAAAUACUGAUACCUAUGAGAAAAUGAAUAAGCUGGAGAACAGAAAGGACAUAGCCCAAGAAAUGCUCAUGAACCACACCAAGGCUACGCCUGAUGAAAUCAAGUCUAUUUUGAAAUUUAAAGAGAAGUUAAAUAUAGAUGUAAUUGAAGACUGUGAAGAAAAACAGCUUGUCACAAUUUUGAAGGAGGACCUGCCGGACCCACGGACCGCAGACCUGUAUGAAUUCCGCUUCAGCGACUUGCCCAUCACAGAGCACGAACUGAUUAAGUGUGGACUUCGGCUGUUUUUUGAAAUAAACGUGGUGGAGAAAUUCAAAGUACCCGUAGAGGUUCUCACCAGAUGGAUGUACACGGUGAGGAAGGGGUACCGGGCCGUCACGUACCACAACUGGAGACAUGGGUUUAAUGUGGGGCAGACCAUGUUCACCUUGCUGAUGACAGGAAGACUGAAGAAAUACUACACAGACCUUGAAGCCUUUGCCAUGCUUGCUGCUGCCUUCUGCCAUGACAUUGACCACAGAGGCACCAAUAAUUUGUAUCAGAUGAAGUCCACUUCUCCGCUAGCAAGGCUUCACGGCUCUUCCAUCUUGGAGAGGCACCACCUGGAGUACAGUAAGACGCUCCUGCAGGAUGAGAGUUUAAACAUCUUCCAGAACCUAAAUAAACGCCAGUAUGAAACAGUUAUUCAUUUGUUUGAAGUUGCAAUAAUAGCAACUGACCUGGCUUUAUAUUUCAAGAAGAGAACCAUGUUUCAAAAAAUUGUUGAUGCCUGUGAAAAAAUGGAAACUGAAGAAGAGGCCAUCAAAUAUGUAACCAUUGAUCCAACCAAAAAAGAGAUUAUCAUGGCGAUGAUGAUGACUGCGUGUGAUCUGUCAGCUAUAACCAAGCCCUGGGAGGUACAAAGUCAGGUAGCACUCCUGGUUGCAAAUGAAUUUUGGGAACAAGGAGAUCUGGAGAGAACAGUGCUGCAGCAACAACCCAUUCCUAUGAUGGACAGAAACAAAAAAGAUGAACUACCUAAACUUCAAGUUGGAUUUAUUGACUUUGUCUGUACUUUUGUAUAUAAGGAGUUCUCACGGUUUCACAAAGAAAUCACACCUAUGCUGAAUGGUCUUCAAAACAACAGAGUGGAAUGGAAAUCCCUAGCUGAUGAGUAUGAUGAAAAGAUGAAGGUAAUUGAAGAGAUGAAAAAGCAGGAAGAAGGAAAUACGACUGAAAAAGCUGUAGAAGAUUCAGGAGGUGGUGGUGAUGACAAGAAGUCCAAAACAUGUCUAAUGUUGUAA
Molecule: messenger RNA, 2568 nt
Organism: Rangifer tarandus platyrhynchus (Svalbard reindeer)
Lineage: Eukaryota; Metazoa; Chordata; Mammalia; Artiodactyla; Cervidae
Source: the annotation of a GenBank genome assembly